UCAAAGCUCAACUACCAAAGCAGGACACCAAACCCCUUCUCCUCAAACUACCACCAAAACCCACACGCACAAACACAUUUCACUGCGUGUCUGCUUAUUCACAUAUAUACACCAUAAUUACUCUGCUCAUCCCAAUCAUCAACCGCAUAAACCGUAAAUUGCACCUUAAUUCAGCAGCAAUGGCUUCCUUCUCUUCCAUUCAACCCGCCGCCGCUCAGCCGCCGUCCGCCACCGCCACCUCCACCCAUACAUCUCACCUCCUGUCGCACCACCACCAUCCCGACCAAUUGUCGCUCCCCUCGCCGCCGCCGCCGCCUUCCCACCGGCGCCUCCUCCGCCGCCCGCACUGCAUCCGCGCAAUCGACGCCGCGCAGCCGUACGACUACGAGGCGUACCUGUUCAACCGCUUCAGCCAGUCGAGCAAGCUGAAAAUCGCCGUGGUAGGGUUCGGCAACUUCGGGCAAUUCCUCGCCAAGGCCUUCAUCCGGCAAGGCCACACCGUCUUCGCCCACUCCCGCUCCAAUUACCACGCCGUCGCGCAGUCUCUCGGCGCCGCCUUCUUCACCGACCCGCACGACCUCUGCGAGCAGCACCCCGACGUCAUCCUCAUCUGCACCUCCGUCAUCUCCACCGAAUCCGUCCUCCGCUCCCUCCCGCUCCAGCGCCUCCGCCGCAACACGCUCUUCGUGGACGUCCUCUCCGUCAAGGAAUUCCCGAAAAACAUCUUCCUGCAGGUCCUCCCACACCACUUCGACGUCCUGUGCACGCACCCGAUGUUCGGCCCGGAGAGCGGGAAGGUGACGUGGCAGAAUCUGCCGUUCGUGUUCGACAAAGUGAGGAUCGGGAACGAGGAGUCGAGAGUGAACCGCGUGGAGACGUUUCUAGACAUUUUCAAAAAGGAAGGGUGCACGAUGGUGGAGAUGAGCUGCGCGGAGCACGAUCGCUACGCCGCGGGCUCGCAGUUCAUCACGCACACCAUGGGGAGGAUUCUCGAGAAAUUGCAGCUCGAGAGCACUCCGAUCAACACCAAAGGCUACGAGACGCUGUUGAAUUUGGUGGAGAACACCGCCAGCGACAGUUUCGAUUUAUACUAUGGCCUAUUCAUGUAUAACAAGAAUGCCAUGGAGCAGCUGGAGAGAUUGGAUUUGGCGUUUGAGGCCUUGAAGACGGAGCUCUUCGGCCACUUGCACGAGGCCUUGAGGAAGCAGUUGUUUGGGAAGUCGGAGGAGGGAGGUCACCGGAGGCCGAUGCUAGCCAAAUUGCCCAAGAAUGGGACUCCGUUGUUGCCACCUCAAUCGGAGGCCGUUGCCAACAAGAACAAUUAGGCUGCUUUGUGUUGUACUCCUAUUAGGUGUCAAGCACCAUUUCCUUGUUCUGUAUGUUAUCCUGCUGAUAGAACUACAGAGAGUGGAGAAUCUAGUUGUGUACAGAUGGAAGACUAACUAAUCGAUGAGAGACUCUAUCCUUGCAGUCUCCGUGCUUGUUCUUUUUUCUUCUUUUGAUCUGUAUUCUGUUUCACUUACACUCUAUGUCUUAGUUUUACAUAAGAUAUUGUAUCGGGUGAGCUUCAUGCUAGCUCCCAGUGCCUUUUAUCAUGUAGUUGUAGAUGAAUAAUUCUACGUUGUAAUGUAAUGUCUGAUUAUAUCAGUUCCUUUCCCCGUCA
Salvia splendens (bonfire salvia) is the source of this 1663-nucleotide messenger RNA. RefSeq names its product arogenate dehydrogenase 2, chloroplastic. Gene Ontology annotation, molecular function: arogenate dehydrogenase (NADP+) activity; NAD+ binding; prephenate dehydrogenase (NAD+) activity. NCBI's taxonomy places the organism in Eukaryota, Viridiplantae, Streptophyta, Magnoliopsida, Lamiales, Lamiaceae. Gene Ontology annotation, biological process: L-tyrosine biosynthetic process. The record is from RefSeq and is a predicted model, not a curated record. The transcript has 2 exons. The coding region runs from base 180 to 1325 and encodes 381 amino acids.